AUGAAUACAAUGGAGAACUUGGAGAAGCAGCUGGUUUGUCCCAUAUGUCUGGAAAUGUUUACCAAACCUGUGGUCAUCCUUCCCUGCCAGCAUAACCUCUGCAGGAAAUGUGCCAAUGACAUUUUUCAGGCUUCAAAUCCAUACCUGUCGACAAGAAGCAGCACCCUGACGUCUGGUGGUCGCUUCAAAUGUCCCUCGUGCAGACACGAGGUGGUUCUGGACAGACAUGGCGUGUACGGCUUACAAAGGAACCUGUUGGUGGAGAACAUCAUCGAUAUGUUCAAGCAGGAGUCAAGCAGCAGCAAGCCAGCGCCAGCCAGAAAGGAAGAAACGCCCAUGUGUGACGUCCACCAGGAGGAAAAGAUCAAUAUUUACUGCGUCACCCACGGCGUGCCCACAUGCUCCAUGUGUAAGGUUUUUGGAGACCACAAAGACUGUCAAGUGGAACCUCUGAGCAGCAUUUACCAGACAAAGAAGACAGAGCUGAGUGACGGGAUAGCCAUGAUGGUCGGUCACAACGACAGGAUGCAAGGCAUCAUCAGUCAGCUAGAGGAAACCUGUCGCGCCAUAGAGGAGAAUGGCCGGAGGCAGAAGACCUUGGUCUGUGAGAAGUUCGAUCAGUUGUACACCAUCCUGGAGGAGAAGAAGAGGGACAUGAGUCAAAAGGUAACGGCCGAACAGGAAGAGAAGCUGAACUACAUCCGAGGACUGAGCAGGAAGUACGGAGACCACCUGGAGGAGAGUUGUAAAAUUGUGGAGAUGGGAAUUCAGACUCUGGAAGAGCCAGAAAUGGCUUCAUUCCUGCAGAACACAAAGCCUCUCCUCAAGAAAAUUACAGAGGCCUCCAGCACAGCACACUUAGAUAAAGUGGAACGUGGCUACGAGAACAUGGAUCACUACAACGUGAACUUCAAGAGAGAAGGCAAGGCCCUGCGCAGCAUCGACUUCAUCGCUGACGACGAAGACGAAGACGACGAGGAAGAGGACGGAGAUGAAGGCACCGAGGAUGGAGAGGGGACCCACCUUGGGUCAGAGGGCAGCGCCGGCACGGCCGCCUCUCUCGCUGCCUGUUCGACCUCACAGCAGAUAAACUCCACCCCCAGCACAGAGAAGAGCUCUGCCUCGACCUAGCUGCCGGCUCAAACAACACCCUAUCCUGGAGAAAGGGGGGAGACAGGGGGAUGUUAGGACAGUUUUGAAUGGUUUCCCUCAGAUUGGAGAAGAGUGAAAUAUAUUUAGAUCUGUGCCGGAGGGGAAAGAAGAAGUUGCGGAGGCGUGGGGUCGGCUUCUGUCCAAUUCUUUAUCUGUUGAUGUGAUUGUUUGUGUCCUUUUCACACGGACUGGUGUCUUUUUUUUUUUUUUGUUUUUGUUUUUACAGAGAUAUAUUUUGCUUGUGUUUUGUUGUUGUUGUUUUUUUUAACCAGAAAUUGCUACUGGUCACGCCCAGAUUUUUAAAAGUGACAAUACUUUUUUUUUUAAAUGUCCCUGACCUUUUCCAACUCCUGGCUCAAACUACAUCAUUAGAACAGAGCAGCACAAGGGCCUCAGGUUUUCCACCCCGUCGUAUACAUUUAUGACUAAUCCCAUAUAUCUACAUGAUUAUAUCAGUAAAAAAUCUAUCGUUGUGACAUUUCCAUUUUUUCAUAACACUGAAUGGCCUCAUGUACCUGUGGCAGUACAUGCAAAUAUAUUUUCCUACUAUGGACACUGGAUGGGUUUUGCAUUGUUACUGUAUUAUAUAUAACGUGUCAUUAAAAAGUGCACUGUAUAAGGAGGCCAUAGUUUUUUUUCACAAAAAUGUAGCCUUUCGGCGGAAAUCCGAAUGACGUUCAUCUCCUUUUUGUUCGUUUGCAUAACAUUUUGCUACAGCUAGCAUAGAGAAGAAGACAAAAAGAAGUCUUCUUCUCCAUAUAUUAAAAGAACUGACUAAUGAAUUAGUGCCACCAUGUGGUCAAAGUUGCAUUGUAUCUGAGCUUCGGGGUAUCUCCGGUGUCUUUAGUUGAUAACCUAUGCAGUGCAAAACAGCAAGUUUCUGUAGCCCUCCAGGUGGCGAUGGUUUUAAAACACUGGUUUAGCAAAGUUUUUUUUUGUUGGUGAGAUGGAGGCUGGAGGACGAGCCACUGUGGCGAUCUCUGAAGGGAACAGGCCACAGAUGAAGAGGAAGAUUCAGAGGUUGUGUGUAGUCAGUAAAGGUGAUGUUUUUCUUUUUGUUCAGUUUCUUAGAUUUUUACACCUCUCAAUGGAAACCCAACAAGAAAAGCACCUUUAUUAGUAAAUCUUUAAGAUGUUUAAAAAAAAUUUGAUCCCUCUGUCCUAAACCUCCAGGUCAGUGUUCCUGCCCAGCACUUCCUGUUCAAAGCAGCUGAUGUUGCUGUUGUUGUGAUGAUGCCUGGAGCCCGUGGACAUUUACUGCUGUCUCAUGACAGUCUCACCUCUGACUCCUCAGCAGACCUGCCCCAAAGUUCAAAUCGAACUUUUGUAGUUCCUCACUCGCUGACUUCCAGUCUACAAAUGCUCAGUGUGGCGCUCGGCUUGAAGUUUUUAAGUGGGCCAAACAGAGUGGGAUGACUCACAUGCAGCCACGGCUCUUGUUUAGUUCACCCCGACGACUCGGGUCAAGGAUCAAAACAGCUCGGACGGACGCACUGACACACACACAGUUCUUUCACGCUCAUCAGUUAUUAGUGAAGCAUCUUUGAGAUGUCUGGAGGUGACGACUGUUAUUAUGGAUGUAAAGGAGGAAAAGUAAUGUUUAUUUUAUUUUUAUUUCUUGUGUUUGAUGUCUUAUGAGUGACAGAAUAUAUUCUUAACACACCUAGCGAUAGAACCACAUCA
This is a messenger RNA of Cynoglossus semilaevis (tongue sole), 2835 nucleotides long. RefSeq names its product tripartite motif-containing protein 55. The record is from RefSeq and is a predicted model, not a curated record. NCBI's taxonomy places the organism in Eukaryota, Metazoa, Chordata, Actinopteri, Pleuronectiformes, Cynoglossidae. Gene Ontology annotation, biological process: regulation of microtubule cytoskeleton organization. The transcript has 8 exons. Gene Ontology annotation, molecular function: zinc ion binding. Gene Ontology annotation, cellular component: cytoplasm. The coding region runs from base 1 to 1131 and encodes 376 amino acids.